AGAAAAUCAGACAUGAAUGAUACAAAAAAUAAUCUUCUCUCAUCUUAAAGUUCUGCCUUUCGCUUCUCCAGAAAGCCCCAUUUCCUGACUGGAGUUUGGUGUUGCUUGAUGGGAAAAGCUGGAGAUGGAGUCAGAGACUGAGUAACCCCAGGGGAUGCUUAUGAAGACAUGGGUGGGGACAGGGUGGGAAAUAAUGAGGAACUCUACAGCUGAAACAGAUGACGCCUUUUCUUAGCAUUUGGUAGCAGUCCAGUGAACGUGCUGUGCACUGUCCUGCAUAUCAGAAAGAGCGCUGGACUAGUAAGGCCUGCUUUUAGGUCCUGACUGCUGCUCCUGACCUUGAGGGAGCCCCUGUACCACGGUGUGCCUGGCUCCCAGGCAUCAAACUAGAACAGCUGUCUCUCCCAGCCCAGCAGUGUGGUGUGAGGACCAGGCGCGUCAAAAACCGUGGGCAGCAUUUGCAAGCCGCGUUGUUGUUGCUCGCACUGACAAAUUUCUUCCCCCUUGAGGUUUUUGACCUACAGAGACCUCUAGACAAGGUAUUUCCUCCCAUGGAGACCGGAUGAGGCAGGUGAGCGGGCGGAAGGCACGCACCUUGGCCUGAGAAGUUCUUGGUCUCCUCCUGUCUUGACCCUCUUCUGUGGAUUGGAAACAUUGUGAGAAACCACAUCCCUUGCAUGCAUUGGCAGCAGAUCCUGUUGAAGUCCUGGGAGAACGCAAUGCUGUGAACAGACGGAGGGGAGGAAUGGUGGCUGCUCCUCGCAAGAGGAAGGGGUCCUGGGCACAGUUGGACUUUGCCUCCGGGAGUGGCCCACAAGGCGGGCCCUUCCCUACGACGGGGAGGGGGAGUCAAGGAAAGGAACUCAGCAUUUUCAGGGCUACGUUUUCACACAGCAAGCCCUGAAGCUGCGUGUGUUUCCUGAAACGAUCUUGAUUUCAUCCAGAGGAGGAAAACGACGUUUUGGAGAGUCUGCGGUCUGGGGCGCUUUCAUCCUCCUUCACAGUCCAGGGAGGUGUGGCCGCAUUCGCCUCCUCUGCCCUGCGUGGCAACUCACUUUCUUGGGGAAUGGUGGCCGCUGGCCGCUGCUGUUUUGACCAGGUAGCUGGGUAGACACUGAAGGGGCCAUUCUGGCCAUUUCUGGCCUCAGGCUGGGCAACGGUAGAGUAGAGGAUGUAGAGGCUUCUGGUUAUGCCUCUGUAGUGUCAAGGUUGUGCGUGACUGAUCCUUGUGUUGGGGUUUGCUUGUGUUAAUUUAUAGAUCACUUUUAGUUUUCCAAUAGUUUAAAUGUUCUAAACAAAAGAGUUUAUAACUAAUCAUGUGUUUCUGUUGUGUGUCUGCUACAAUGUAAAGCCAUCUAGUUAACAUGAGAGUUACUUGACCGUUCCUUUUAAAGUUGAAGCAACACCUGCUGUAGGGGAAUCUCCGUUUGGCUGCUGAAAGUUGUGAUGGAUUGAAGGGUGGUGGUGCCCCAUGCCUUUGUGGGCGCUGUCUCACACCCAAGCUCAUGGGUAGUGUUGAAGCCCCCACGCUACAACGUGACCCCCACCCCAGCCUGGGGGGCCUGGUUCAAGCUGGAGAGAACUGGGAGAGCACCCAUGCAGGCGGCCUCUGGUGGCUGGAGCUGGAGGGUUUAAAGCUGCUGUGGCAGCCCCCACCGUGUGGACUGGCUCAUUUGCUGAGUGGGAGGAUGAUGGACAUGGGUAAGCGGAGGGGAAGGGCCACAUGUGCUGCCAGGCUUGGAGUCAGUGGGCCAGCUCAGCCAUGUUCCUGCUGAGGUGUUUAGCUCAGCCCAGACUCCCAAGACACAUACGCCUUUCUGCCUGAGCUCCCCCCACCGCAGUGUCCUGCCUGAGCUCCCCCCCACGGCAGUGUCCUGCCUGAGCUCCCCCCCCCGCAGUGUCCUGCCUGAGCUCUCCCCCGCAGUGUCCUGGCUGUUCUCUAUGGUGUCUUAGUCAGGCUAGAAGGAGUUCCCAUGACUGUUCUCACCAUGAUGGCAUCGUCACUGCAUCCCCGGGGUUGAGGGCGUGGAUGGUGAGGGCAUGGGGUGAAUGCAAAACACUGUAAGGCAAGCAAAGGACAUUGCAGUGGCUGGGAUGUGGGCUGCCCACUUUGCAUUCUGUGGUGAGAAGCCAUGAGCAGCUGUAGUCACCCCUACCGGAAGGGAAGAAGGAGAGAAGCAGAGGUUGGGUUAGAGACUGUUCUAGAGGCUGGGGCAAGUCAGGGUCCAGCUUCCGGGUGGCCAGCUCUGAGCAAGGGAAGCAGGAGCAGGCACCAGGCCAGGCCUGACAGCCUUGUGUUUGGGUGGAAGAAGAAAAGGGAAGAGAAAUCACCAUCUUAGGCAAUGAAUAAGGCACACCCAGCCUGCUUUGGGGUUUGGAGCCUCCCGCACCCGGCCUCCACCAUAGAGGAGCCAGACUGGGUUCAUGCUCCACAGUCUUCCAGCUGCGUCUCCUGGAACCAACCUUUGAGUAACAACCCCGGAUGAUGGAUUUGGACGUGCUUCUAUGAAGAAAUGCCACAUGGUCCGAGAGCAAACAUGUCCAGGCUACUGCCACUUUAGCGGACUAGGGCUCGGUGCCAAGGCUUCCCGGGUAAUCAGGCGUGGUCUGAUCCAGGAUCAAGAAGCACGUUAUCACCAAUGACAUCAUGACAGCAAGAGAGCACAGCCCUCGCCAUGGCGCCAGGGCCCGUGCGGUGCAGCGGGCUUCCACCAUCGACGUGGCGGCCGACAUGCUGGGCCUCUCUCUGGCAGGAAAUAUACAGGACCCAGAUGAGCCCAUUUUAGAAUUUAGCUUAGCUUGCAGUGAGCUGCAUACUCCAUCGCUAGAUCGAAAGCCAAAUAGUUUUGUUGCGGUGAGUGUCACCACCCCUCCUCAGGCAUUCUGGACGAAGCAUGCACAGACGGAGAUCAUUGAGGGAACCAACAAUCCUAUAUUUCUAAGCAGUAUUGCCUUCUUUCAAGACUCUCUUAUCAAUCAGAUGACACAAGUCAAACUCUCCGUGUAUGAUGUCAAAGAUAGAUCUCAGGGAACAAUGUAUUUACUGGGCUCUGGAACGUUCAUUGUCAAAGAUCUGCUGCAGGACAGGCAUCAUAGGUUGCAUUUAACACUAAGGUCUGCAGAGAGUGACCGUGUGGGUAACAUCACCGUGAUUGGCUGGCAGAUGGAGGAGAAGUCAGACCAACGGCCCCCUGUGACCCGGUCUGUGGACACUGUCAAUGGGAGGAUGGUUCUUCCCGUCGAUGAGAGCUUGACGGAGGCAUUAGGAAUCCGAUCCAAAUAUGCUUCGUUGCGAAAGGACACUUUGCUGAAAUCGGUGUUCGGCGGCGCCAUCUGCCGCAUGUACCGGUUUCCAACCACCGAUGGUAACCACCUGCGGAUCCUGGAGCAGAUGGCAGAGAGCGUGCUCUCCCUGCACGUGCCCCGGCAGUUCGUGAAGCUCCUACUAGAGGAAGAUGCAGCCAGAGUGUGUGAGCUGGAGGAGCUGGGAGAGCUGUCCCCUUGCUGGGAGAGCCUCCGGCGUCAAAUUGUCACCCAGUACCAGACCAUCAUCCUCACAUACCAGGAGAACCUGACCGACCUCCAUCAGUACAAAGGGCCCUCGUUUAAAGCAAGCAGUUUGAAAGCAGAUAAAAAGUUAGAAUUUGUUCCCACAAACUUGCACAUACAAAGGAUGAGAGUUCAAGACGAUGGAGGAUCAGAUCAGAACUACGAUAUCGUCACCAUCGGGGCGCCAGCAGCACACUGCCAAGGUUUUAAGUCAGGAGGUCUCCGCAAAAAGCUGCACAAAUUUGAAGAGACCAAGAAACACAGUUUUGAGGAGUGUUGUACAUCAUCUGGCUGCCAGUCCAUAAUCUACAUACCACAGGACGUCGUCAGAGCCAAGGAGAUCAUCGCCCAGAUCAACACCCUGAAAACCCAAGUCAGCUACUAUGCAGAGCGGCUGUCAAGGGCAGCCAAGGACAGGUCUGCCACUGGCCUUGAGAGGACACUCGCCAUCUUGGCAGACAAGACACGGCAGCUGGUCACGGUCUGCGACUGCAAGCUCCUGGCCAACUCCAUCCAUGGGCUGAACGCCGCGCGGCCUGACUACAUUGCCUCCAAGGCUUCUCCCACUUCGACUGAGGAGGAGCAGGUGAUGCUUAGAAAUGACCAGGACACCCUCAUGGCCCGGUGGACAGGGAGAAACAGCCGAUCUUCCCUGCAGGUGGACUGGCACGAGGAGGAGUGGGAGAAAGUGUGGCUGAACGUGGACAAGAGCCUAGAAUGCAUCAUUCAGCGUGUGGACAAGCUGCUGCAGAGGGAGCGGCUGCACGGCGAGGGCUGUGAGGACGUCUUCCCCUGUGCAGGCAGCUGCACCAGCAAGAAAGGUAACCCGGACAGCCACGCCUACUGGAUCAGACCAGAAGACCCCUUCUGUGAUGUCCCCUCCUCACCAUGCCCCUCCACCAUGCCCUCCGCUGCAUGCCAUCCUCAUCUGACCACACAUUGCAGCCCCCCUCCUGAGGAGUCCAGUCCAGGUGAAUGGAGUGAGGCCCUUUACCCGCUGCUGACCACUCUCACCGACUGCGUGGCCAUGAUGAGUGACAAGGCCAAGAAGGCCAUGGUAUUCCUGCUCAUGCAGGACAGCGCACCCACCAUAGCCACCUACCUGAGCCUGCAGUACCGCCGUGACGUGGUCUUCUGCCAGACGCUGACCGCCCUCAUCUGCGGCUUCAUCAUUAAGCUGAGGAACUGCCUGCAUGACGACGGCUUCCUGCGCCAGCUCUACACCAUCGGGCUGCUGGCCCAGUUCGAGAGCCUGCUGAGCACCUACGGGGAGGAGCUGGCAAUGCUGGAGGACAUGAGCCUUGGGAUCAUGGACUUGAGGAACGUGACCUUCAAAGUCACUCAGGCCACUUCCAGCGCCUCCGCAGACAUGCUGCCCGUCAUCACAGGAAAUCGCGACGGGUUUAACGUGCGGGUCCCUCUGCCGGGUCCACUGUUUGACGCCCUGCCCCGGGAGAUCCAGAGCGGCAUGCUGCUGCGAGUGCAACCCGUCCUCUUCAACGUGGGCAUCAAUGAGCAGCAGACGCUGGCCGAGAGGUUUGGCGAUACGUCUUUACAAGAAGUCAUCAACGUGGAGAGUUUGGUGCGGUUAAAUUCCUACUUUGAGCAGUUUAAGGAAGUUUUGCCUGAGGAUUGCCUGCCUCGGUCUCGCAGUCAGACGUGCCUGCCAGAGCUGCUGCGGUUCCUGGGUCAGAAUGUGCACGCCCGGAAGAAUAAGAACGUGGACAUUCUCUGGCAAGCCGCCGAGAUCUGCCGUCGCCUCAAUGGGGUCCGGUUCACCAGCUGCAAGAGCGCGAAGGACCGUACAGCCAUGUCGGUGACGCUGGAGCAGUGCCUGAUCCUGCAGCACGAGCAUGGCAUGGCCCCGCAGGUCUUCACCCAGGCCCUGGAGUGCAUGCGCAGCAUUGGAACACGGGAGGUAGUCACCCAGAAGAACUUGAGCGGCCUGGUGCCCAUCCGAGACUUAAGGCUAGACCCCAGCCUCCUCUGUUCCAUUCCUUUAUUGGCUCUGAGCCCCAAUUUACUGAUUGUGUGGCUCUUUCUGAGCAUAGCAUACCUGGUGACCAAAUUGCGUUGCAAAUGAGUAUCAUUCUGAAAAAUUAAUAAGUCACAAGAAAAACAAAAGUGCCAGAACAUGUCCAGCCACCGUGUACCUAACUGGACAGAAGGAAUGUGUCAAAGCGUGGUCUGCCAAGAAAUAUUUCAUGCCUUACAUUUUGACGUUUUGUUCUUCUGAACUGUAAAUAUCUGCCAAAUUAUUUCACCAAGAAGACUUGUUUGUUUAGCUCCUGUAGCAUCUUCAGUGCUUGUAACAUGUUCUUACGGUACCCUGUCACUGCACUGUUUAGCUGGCCUGGAAUUCCUUGUACCACGUCUCUACCUUCUGAUGUACAACUAUCUAUCACCUGUACCUCUCAUGUGCCCUGUUUCCAAGAGAAAGGAGUUCUGUCUGAAGAGAAUUUGUAUAUUUGAUACUAUUCUUUAAGUGUACUGCUAACCCUUCCUUUCCUUUCAAUGACCAACAAAAAGAAAAAGACAGAUGCUUUAUAACCGGCUCAUCUAGAAAAACCUAUCUAAUAGGACAUGUACUUUCUGCUUUCAUUUCAAAGCGUAGUCCCUGAAUUACAGUAGCAAACAGUUUGCAGAGUCCUACCAUUUCCUUGCUUAUGUUUAUUAUUUCCAAUUAAGGAUGACACAAAGCUGUGAAUACAGUAGUACACUGUAGCAAGAGCCAGACACAGUCAGACACAGAAAGAUCACCUACUGCAUACGCCAGACACAGAAAGAGCACCUACUGCAUACGCCAGACACAGAAAGAGCACCUACUGCAUACGCCAGACACAGAAAGAUCAGCCACUGCAUACGCCAGACACAGAAAGAGCACCUACUGCAUACGCCACAGAAAGAUCACCUACUGCAUACGCCAGACACAGAAAGAUCACCCACUACAUACACCAGACACAGAAAGAGCACCUACUGCAUACGCCAGACAGAAAGAUCACCCACUACAUACGCCAGACACAGAGCACCUACUGCAUACGCCAGACACAGAAAGAUCACGUACUGCAUACACCAGACACAGAAAGAUCACGUACUGCAUACACCAGACACAGAAAGAUCACCCACUGCAUACACCAGACACAGAAAGAGCACCUACUGCAUACGCCAGACAGAAAGAUCACCCACUACAUACACCAGACACAGAAAGAGCACCUACUGCAUAUGACAUUAGAUUUACUCUUCACCAUGUAAGGAUCAUUCAGCUGGUUCGAGGAAUUAAUGCAUAUAGUCACCAAAGGCUGUUAAAGUUAUAUACUUUUAUUUAUUUUAAAGCAGUAUUUUUCAUUUAAAAAUGGUAUCUUUAAUUGCAGAUUACAGUUCCAACAUCUUUUCUCUCUUACUAAUCAAAUAUGAUUGAUAAUCAAAUCAAAUCAAAGAAAAAUUGCCAAAAAAAAUGAUCCCUGACUUGUGGGCAGUUGCGGUGGAUGGAGCCGUGAGAGCAGCGGGCGCUCUGGUUUCUGCCGGUGCCCCUCAGUCCUCACGCGGCGUUCCCUGCAACGCGAUGACGUGUAACCUUAACAUCCAUGUGGGGCAGAGGGUAACUCUACACCUGUAAAGGUGACCAAAUAGAUCAGGAAGAACUCCCCACACCCUGUGUAGGACAGGCAGCGGCUUCUCUGUUUUCCAGUUCAUAUUACGUUGUGCCCCCACUUUCUAUCUCCAGCUAGUUCCCCAUACACUGUAGUUGAUGAAGACAAUUUUUUUUUAACCAGGCCAGAAAAAUGGGAAUGAAUUUAGAGAAGUUUGCUUUUCCAGAAACUUGACACCCACGCAUGCCCAGAAAUCCAGUCGACCACAGAAGUCCUCUCUCCAGGACUCCCAGACCUUACCCCGGGCUUUCUCCCAUUUGGUCUCAGCUCAGAGUCUGGGUCCUAGGAAUCACAGAAGCGGUUAGCAAUGAAUGGCAAAUGCUAGACUCGACACUUCACAUUCUAAAGCGUAAGACCAUCCUGAGCACUGCACGCUCCCCAGGGCAGGCGUCACCUGUGUGUCACCCCGUAAGUGAAUCCACGCUUCUCCAAGUGCAGCGUGUUCACUUGUCUCUUCUAAAAUAAAUGAGGUGGCUGUUGUGGCAUAGCUCCUGGCAGCCGUCAGUAGGGAUUCUCUCACCAAACGCCAGCUCCUGGGUGGUGUAAGCUCUGGUAGCAUGAUAGCAGUCCCUGGGCAGCGUCCUGUCCAGCCUGUGAUUAUUUGAAAGGCAUGUUUGCCACUUUCCCUCUUUCACAUUGAGGCGUGCACUUCACCUGAGACCAUCUUGUUUGCAUUAUUUGAAAGCAAGAAACAGAGUCCACAGCCUCCUCCAGGUCCCAUUUCACAGCUUCCUGGUCCUGCUCCUGGUAAUGUGGUUCCAGUGCCUGCAGUGGUGACUCACGCGCACUCCCACCUCCACAGCAGGGCUAGUGGCUGGGCAGAGCCCAUGCACAGAGGGAGGCCCUCUGACUGCAGACAGCACCCCUCCCUCUCCCAGGGCUCAGGGAUGCUUCUGUGGCAUCCUCUAGGGGCCCCUCCCAGGCCCCUGCCCCACAGCACAGAGAAGCUGUGCCCAGGCCGAGGAGCCCCUCCCAGGGGGCCUCAAGGACACCACGGCCUGAUCCUUGAUUGUCACCACACCUUUUCGCCCAUGUGGGCUUGGCCCUUGGGCUGAGAGAAAUGAGACCAAAGGGAGCGAGAUAAGGCUCUUCGUUUCUCUCCACCAGGGGCUGGGUGAACAUCAGUAUGCCGCCUGUGCGCUUGGAGAGCUACCACAAGGACACCAUGAGAUUAGCCUAGGCAGUGGGCUGGUGUUGGCUUUUUAAAACUUAAAGUAUUUGAGAAAAGAAACUCCGUUGCUCUCCCUUUAUGCUGAAUUUUAAUGUCACUAAGGCCUUUUAACUCAUGAAAUCAGGCCAAAUACAUAUUCAAAAUCUUACUUGCUUUAGUGAGAAAUAGGAUGAAACAAAGAUGGGGAGAUGAUUCAAGAAAGGGGUCACUGACAUUUAGUGAUGGUUUUUAGUUGCAUAUACAGUAGUAGUGCUGAGGCACUGUCAGUGUCAACCAGCUCCUGGUGUUCAGGGAAACCAUGAUCAGGAGUGGCUCUUUUUGGUUGGUCUUAUAAAACUGUUGUGUAAGUUUUUUCAACUAGGGUGACAGUCACCAUUUACACCUAUGGCUUGGUUCCAGCAGAGAUUUUAACACGAUGGCCUGUUCCCCCACAAAGUGGCAGGGGUAGCAGCCACGCCAUGCUUGGCCAUAGAAUCACUAAGAUCCUGAUGCCUGCAGAUGAGUUCUCAAGUAGAAGACCCCACUGGAACCGGAAAACUAGAGGAUUCCCUAAAAUUACCUGUCAUUUGGGGUGUCCAUUUUAAUUUUCAUUUCAAAAAUGGAUGCCCUUGGAAAGAAAUAAUUUGUUGAUAUAAUAAAAUAAUCGUGGAACUUUGAAAUAAUUAAGUCCCUCUUGCUAAAAUCUAUCUAAGACCACCUCAACAUGUACCAUUGAUUCCUAAAAAGUAUGCAGCCAAUGUAAUCAGUGGAGGUGUCCUGCCUUAGGGCAGCAGCUUGGCCUCUGCAGCAGGAAGCCCCAGUUAGCACAGGCUGCCCUCGCCACCUCUGCACACCUCGCCCCGGGCCCUCUUGCCAGCUCAUCCGCACAGGCAGGUGGCGGAAUGACUGUCGGCUUGUAGAUCAGCCACAUCAGCCGGAUUUUGCAAAUUCAGACAUCUGGGGGAAAGUAAAUACAAUUUGAUUUGAAAACUAUGUUGAAAUGAAAGUAUAAUCUUUAUUAUAAUUUCACGUCUGAUGUGUUCAGCCAGCUAAACUAGGCACUAGCUCCUUUAGCAUGUAAAUAAAAGAUAACGUCAAAGUUCACAAAUUAUUCUGCCUCGCGCCUCACGGCAGUUUAGUGUUUACUAGUGAUAGGUGGUUUUUAAGCAGUUUGUACGUUUCUAUAUAAAUGGAGAAGCCAUAUCUGAAGUAGUUCAUUAAUGUAAGAGUUUCCAAAGAUUAAAGGAGAUUAACUGUAUAUAAGAACCUAUAGCUUCUGCUUUAAGUGGAAGUACGUUUUUGAUUACUGAAUGAAUGUUAGGCAAACAUGAUUGUUCCUUACUCCAGGGGGCCUGCUUCUGUGGCCUAGGUGUUCAGCUCAGAUGACACACAUCUAGCUGAGGCCUUGAGGCGCUGUGACAAGAAAGCAUAUCCAAGUUACCAAAUUAGUUAUAACAACCAGGUGGAUACUUUUCUAAACUAUCGGAGCUUAGCUUUUGAAUAAAAAUUACUGUCUUACCAAAAGUAUUUUACAUGUUCUUGAUAAUGAGACUGUCAUUUUCACUUUAAAAGGCUUGAGCAAUUGCCACUAAUGUUUUUUUUUAAAUGCAUGACAUAAUGGUCUUCACACAAUUUGAAGUUUUUAAAAAAAAAUCACUGUUUCUUGGUAACUGCAAAUUUUACAUCUCAUAAGGGGAAUUUUGUACUAAAUUUGAUAACUAGUUGAUUUCACUGCUAGUCUUAGAACAGUAUAAAGCUAUCAAGUUAUACUGUGCUGUGGGAAGUCGUUUAUGUUUAAAAUCGCUUGUGCCAGUUAGUUUUAUGUCUACACCUGAACAUUUCCCAGAGAACUCCCCGGAUGCGCUCACCGAGCAGGUGAGGCCACCUCACGCAAUGUUUGUUUUUGUCCCCUGGAUUGCCAUGGCAACCCUCCAUCAAAUGCAGCUGGGGAUGACGCUGGUAGUGAGUUCUCUAGGGAAGGGUACCUGUGGGCUCUCACUGGCUCAGUGGCACCUGUGCAAGAGGGAACACAUGGGGGCAGCCCACCUGUGGAAGGGUGACUGGCUGCUACCAGAACUCGGUGAGAUCCCUCCCUCAUAACAUUCCAGCCCUGAUUGCCAGGCUGCUCUGCAGACAGUGCAUGAAGCCACUGGGUUACCUGGCACCCACAACAACUGUCCUCCGGGAGACAGCAGACCAGAACAGUCUCCCUAGCCAGCUGGCUUUGCUACCUGUUGAAUUCUGCAAGAAAGGUCCGCAUUUUGAAUUCGAUGUGACUACAGCUCUUGCUAAUAUAGAAAAGUGCAGCUCUUUAAAGCUCUGAAGUGCAACUUUAGUAAGAGUGGUAGUAUUUCUCUUUCCACUUCAUUUGCUGUGUAAGAGAAUCUUGGAACCACAAGUUAUGGUAGAACCCCAGAUGACUCAGACAUGAGCUACAUGAAGCCAUUCACUUGGAAAACGUUUGCUUCCACUUAGCUACAGUGCUGCUUUUAGGAACGCACAACUCACAGCCCCAUGCAGCAUGUGUCCGUCUCUGUGCUUCUUAGUUGCCUUGUUCAGAAACCUGCCAUCUUACGUAUGUAUUUGUUGUAAAUGAGUCCGGCACCCAUUUAAAUUAAUCUUUUUUUUAAUGUUAUGAAAAUAAUCAGUUCAUUUCAUCUUAGUUUAAGUCUUUUCUUUUUUCCUUUUUUACUGCUGUCAUUUCUUGUGCUUGUUUUUUUCCCCAGUGAGGGUUGUCGAAGAGAAAAUACAAUGAAGAAUGUUGGAAGUCGCAAAUAUGCAUUUAAUUCCCUGCAGCUGAAGGCUUUCCCCAGGCAUUACAGGCCUCCCGAAGGGACUUACGGAAAAGUUGAAACGUGAACACACGGUUUCCUCUAAUUAGCUGUUACAUAAUAAAUGUGGGUACCCUCUAGUGUCAUAUAUGAAUUCCUCAAGAAGACCCGAAGGAUUGGUUUUUAUUUUUUGUGGUUUUUUUUUUUUUUAAAAAAAGAAACAUUUCACUAAAGAGUUUCUGGAGCAUGUUUUUUGUUUUUUGGGUUUUUUUUCCCCAUUGGAAUCAAUAGGAGGUAAUGUUUGGCUCAAUAGUGUGGACAGUAACAACUGCCCAUUUCAAUAGCCUUUGGCUGUAACUACACAGAUCUCAUCAAUAGUUACCUACAUGAAUCAAGCUAGGUUUGUCCGAAAUGCUAGAAGACUUUUUCAGACGCCUACUUGCUCACUUAUUUUUCUACAGAGUAACUCAAAAGUGACCAUUGAAUUACAAUCCACUUUGUAAAAAUCUGAAUGUAAAACAGUAAAUAAUAAAUUAAAUAAUUGGAUCGUAGGCAGACCAAUAAAUGUGAUUUGGGGAAAGAAGCUAGCACCAUCUCAUGCAGUGAGAAUAACGGGUUCUAGUGAAUUAUCCAACUACACCACCACCUGAAGAAGUUGAAAGAAAGAUUGAUAAAUCAACGGGAGAUAAGACUUGGUUAGAAGGUAACAUCUGCAAGGCACCCCACACAGUUGGGGCCACUCUUUUUUCUGUCCCUCAUGAGUUACAGAACAGGGAGUCUGCUGGAGACACAAAGCCAGCAGUAAGGUCCCUUUAGCCUGUCUCCUGUUCUCUGAAGCUCCCUGCCUAGGCUUCCCCACGCCCAGAGGACACAUCUCCCCUUCUUCUCUAGAUGUUAAUCUAGGGCUUCAGAUGUGGCAUGUCAACAUUCCCAUGGGGAAUUUAUGACCAUAGAGAUAGUAGAAACCUAAAUAUUUUCGGAAAAAUUUUUUUUGCAGGAUUUCCAAUUCAUCUUCGAAAAGACAGUACAAUCGUGUUUGAACGUCUGAUAAAAGUGUCUUAUUUUUAGGUUUGCAAUAAUUGUUACUUUCUUAUUCUCAUUCUUAUGUAAGAUGACAAUUGAGAAACAGUUGAAAUUAUUCUCCUCAAAUGAGAUUUUGAAAGGGAUUUAUGGGCCAUAAAACUUAGGAAUUUCAUAGAAAAUUAUGUCUGGUCAUCUUUUAUAAGAUGAUGAUGAGUCUUAUCUGCACAUAGCAGACUUUUUUUCUUAGGAGUUUAUAUGUUUUAUUGAUUCUGUUUAUGAUGUUUACAUGUUCUUGAAAAGGUUGUCAAAGAAAUAUAUAUGGCACGUAUUAAUGAUGCUGAUCCUAAUGAUUUGUGAACCUCCUAGAAAUUCUUAUGUCUACAAACCUAGAGAUUCUUCUGGUUCCUUUAGAAACAUGUAACAAACUUGGGCCAGGGGUGCUGAGGCACGGGGAGGACUGCUUAUUAGCAGGAACACAGAGGGGGAGGGCAUCAGGUAGGGGUGGAACUGGAUGACCUUCCAGACCUGCUCCUACUCAGAGGUCAGCACGCAAGCAGAGCCUGCUGUCUCCCGAUGCUUGCAGGGAGGAAAAUGUCUGUGGAGGACACUUUAAUGAAGGAUGAAGCUCUCUGCUGCCCCCUCAAAGCUGGGUUCACUGUGGCAGGCAGGAGGCCGAGAAACUCCUGCCUGCCAAACCCACUGCACAGGUGGCUGCUGCUGGUGUCAGAGUCUCCUUUUUAAGUGUCAGUUUCUGUUCACAGACAGUUCGUUUCAAUAUGGCUGAUUUACCCUUUCACCUCCCCACCAUCUCAUUUAAUUGGUAAAUUUUUAGUUCCAUCUUUUCUCAUUUUAACUUUAAAAAAAAUCUCCUUGCUUUUAAAAAAUACAAGUAUUACUCACAUAGUUUUCAGAUCUUUUUUGUCUGAAGAGCAUUAAAUAUCUGCACUUAUCAAAGGGAAUAUAGCAGAUGUUGAUCAUCUGUCAGCAGUUUUGCAUGUGGCACCUUUAUACGAAUUAUUUUCCCAAUUUUCGCUUUAUGUAAUGGGUCACCAUAAAACUGUAAGACUUGGCAAAUGCUGUAGAAAAGGUUCGGGUUUCAGGAUUCUCUCUGAAGGCAUCGUUCCUGGGCGUCCGGCACCUGCAAGGGUGUGUGUUGCACAGCCCUGGAGGCCAGCAGCUCCUCUCUUCUCUAGGAGUUUCGAGUUUUCAGAGGUGCAGGGAAGGCAGUUUUACAGGUUACCAUAAAAUAGAGGUUCAAUCUGUUCCAUCCAGUGUUCCUUACAAUGCCUCCCCAUUUAAAAAGAAAAGAGAUCUGUGGAAAACCGGGAAUGCCAUGUGGAUUCUGUCAGAGCUUCUACAGAGCACAGUUGCCUUUAGUUUCCUUUAAAGAUGUAAAAAUAUUGUAUAAUACAGUUUUGUCCCUACGCAAUUGUAUUUGCCAAGCUUAGUGCAUUAUGAUACCUUUAUUUAUUUGUUUUGGGCAGUAUUAAUAUAUAUAUAUAAACAUACAGUUACUGUUUUAUAUAUUCUUAGGUCAUUCAAAGCCAUGUAUGCUGUAAAUGUGCUAGUCUUUAGAAUGACACAUAAUAAAUAACUGACAAGAUAUUAAAUGUGGUCUUGCCUGAUUGAUCCUAUUGGGAGGACUAGUUCUAUGUGACCAGCCUGUGACGGGACCAUUGUUGUUGGGCAUUGCGUUGAGAGCUCGGGUGCUGAGUACAUAUGUUUGUAAACAUGGGACCGUGGGAGACUUCCAUUUUAUAAGCUUGUUUCUGCCUAAUCUGAAGCAGAGGGGCAACAGGGUCGAGGACUUUGGGAGCGGCCAGACCAGGUCCCAGUCCAGGUUCUGCCCCUCACUGGCUGGUGACUCUGAGCAAGCUGCUUGACCUCUCCAAGCCUCCGUGUCCUCGUGUGCAAAGCGUGGACAACAACGGUACCGUCCUCAUGAGGAACGUGCAGCGCGCCGCGGAAGCAGGUGCUCGUAAAUGGCAGCCAUUGUUGUUACCUUUCCGUCCGUGAACAUGGACGACAUCACCUCCGUGGGUAACCCAGUCCUUGUUGUGUGACUUGUCAAAAUGCAGUUCCACUUGUAUUGAUAGUGACCCUGUUCAUCGCCACCAGGACUGCAUCUUGCACCACUGUGCCAUCUUCUAGGCACACACGACCCGUUAUCUCCCUUGGAAAAAUUCCUCUCACUGGAAAUGUACAAUUAAAGAAUGAUUGAAAUGUUUAA
Molecule: messenger RNA, 14373 nt
Organism: Cercocebus atys (sooty mangabey)
Lineage: Eukaryota; Metazoa; Chordata; Mammalia; Primates; Cercopithecidae
Gene: INPP4A
Product: inositol polyphosphate-4-phosphatase, type I, 107kDa
Exons: 26
Coding region: 2648-5632 (994 amino acids)
Cellular component (GO): cytoplasm
Molecular function (GO): phosphatidylinositol-3,4-bisphosphate 4-phosphatase activity
Source: RefSeq, a predicted model, not a curated record